AUGUCCGCCGAUCCCGAGCAGAACCCCUCCCCCACCGAAUUGGCCGCCCGCGAGCAGGAGGAGAAGGAGCGCAAGGCCCAAGAAGUCGCCGAGCAGGCCGCGCUGCCGUACAAAUGGACGCAGACCAUCCGUGACGUGGACGUGACCGCGCCCAUCGCGGCCGCCAUUAAGGGCCGCGACAUGGAUGUGGUGUUGACCAAGACCAAGAUCCGCGUCGCCAUCAAGGGACAACCGCCCCUCAUCGAGGGCGACUUCCCGCACCCUAUCAUCGUCGACGAAUCCUCCUGGACCCUCGAAACUACCCCGACCCCGCCCGGAAAGGAAAUCAGCAUCCACCUCGACAAGGUCAACAAGGUGGAAUGGUGGCCGCAUGUUGUUACUACUGCUCCCAAGAUCGACAUUACGAAGAUCACGCCUGAAAACUCCAGCUUGGGCGAUCUGGAUGGCGAGACACGCGCCAUGGUCGAGAAAAUGAUGUACGAUCAGCGGCAGAAGGAGACCGGUGGCAUGUCUAGUGAUGAGCAACGCAAGAUGGAUCUGCUAAAGAAGUUCCAGGCGGAGCAUCCUGAGAUGGAUUUCUCCAAUGCACAGAUUGGCUGA
Penicillium alfredii is the source of this 600-nucleotide messenger RNA. RefSeq names its product NudC domain-containing protein. The transcript has 3 exons. Lineage: Eukaryota; Fungi; Ascomycota; Eurotiomycetes; Eurotiales; Aspergillaceae. Gene Ontology annotation, cellular component: cytoplasm. The record is from RefSeq and is a predicted model, not a curated record. Bases 1 to 600 code for a protein of 199 amino acids. Gene Ontology annotation, biological process: protein folding.